Aegilops tauschii subsp. strangulata is the source of this 5532-nucleotide messenger RNA. RefSeq names its product F-box protein At5g03100-like. The record is from RefSeq and is a predicted model, not a curated record. Gene Ontology annotation, molecular function: protein binding. NCBI's taxonomy places the organism in Eukaryota, Viridiplantae, Streptophyta, Magnoliopsida, Poales, Poaceae.
AUGCCUCCUAGGAAGAAGCGCAAGAGCGCGCCGGCGCUGACUGUGGUGAGCGCCCCGGACCACAUCAGCGCCCUCCCCGACAGCAUGCUCCACCACGUGCUCUCCUUCCUCCCGGUUCAGGCGGCCGUGCGGACGUGCGUGCUCGCCCGGCGCUGGCGCCACCUCUGGAGGUCCACCACCGGCCUGCGCAUCGUCGGGUUCGACGACAAGAAGCACCUCCAGCACCUCCGGAACUUCAUGCACCACCUGCUGGUCCUGCGUGAGCGCACCGAUCUAGACACCGUCGAGAUCAAGCUCGGUGUAUUCGUGGAAGAAGACCAGACUCACGUGAACCUAUGGACCCGCUUCGCCGUGAUGUGCAGAGCCCGGGCGCUCACCCUCCAUGUCAACGGCCCUCUACGCCUCGACAUGGACGACCUGCCUCUCGUCUCUCGGCAUCUCAGAACGUUGGACCUUCACGAUGUAGACCUACCAAAGAGUUUUAUUGAUUUCGCUGGCUGCCCAGCGUUGGAGGGUCUGAAGAUGAACCUCUGCAGCGUCAGCGUCGGCAGGAUAUCGUCCUGUUCCCUGAGGCAUCUGAGCAUCACCGGCUGCCACUUCGGCUUGGGUCGCUGGGUGAUCGUUUCUGCUCCGGGCCUCGUCUCUCUGACCCUGAAACUAGUCGGAUUGUCGGACACUAAAACGCCUUGCCUUGAGAGCAUGGCGUCGCUAGAGACGGCGCGUGUUUAUCUUGGCCUUAACUGCGCGGAUGUAUGUUUGAAUUACGACGACUAUGGUCAUUUCUGUGGAGCUAAUGAUAAAGCAUGUAACAAUUGUGUUCCCAUUAAGGAUGAUGGCAGCGGCGAUGCUGUGCUUCUGGGUGGUAUCUCAGGUGCUAAACAUCUUGAGCUGAGAUCUCAACCUAGAAAGUUCAUUUUCGCAAGAGAUUUGAAACACUGCCCUACAUUCAGCAAGCUAAAGAGUUUACUACUCAACGAGUACUGGUGCGAGGCUCCUGGUUUGGAUCCACUGCUUUGCAUUCUGAAAAACUCACCAGUUCUGGAGAAACUUACUCUUCAACUUUUUUCCGUGGGACCAAAUAAUAAACUGCAUUUGAAAGGAAGCUACAAAUCAAUGGAGAGACCGUCUGCAAUAUCACGGCACCUUAACAUAGUUGAAGUCAAGUGUGAUGUGGUCGAGGAGAGGAUUUAUAAAGUUAUCAAGUUACUGUGUGCUGCGCUUAACAUACGUGAGCAAACUAAUGACACUUUCCAUGCUCUCUAGCUAUAUUCCAAAAUUAAUUUUCGUGUGUGGGAAGGAAACUUUGUAUUAACCAUAUGUGGGAACGGAAACUAACAAAGCAAAUAGUGAAGUACAAACUUGUGAAUUAGUAUGUAGAAAGAACAGUUUGCAAGGAUUGCAGAUUGUUUGAGCGCAAAAGGAAAAACAACCCAUUUUGUUGGCAGAGGAUGUUUAUUUUAACUGUGUUGCAGAAAGAAACAGAAAGACGCAACUUGUGGGCUUGUUGAUUAGUUCUGGUCUUGUAGGCACUAGCACAAAUUUCUGAAUAGAUUAUUCAGAGUAGUAAUACAGUACCUUCACAUUUUGAUUGGCUCUGAUCAAGCUCAAAUGUAUGUUCAUGCGUACCUUCACUUUGUGUUGUUGAAUAGGAGUAAUAUAUAGUUUGUGCUAAUCGGUAACAAUUUUUGUGGCUCCCUAGACCUGAGCAGCUCCUUGUUCUUAUGGGAUAAAUUAUUCGGUGCUCGGUUUCCUUGUGAUUCAGCACUAAAUUAUUCGCCAUCCUGUGAUACCAGGAUUCACAUAAUAUUUUCUUCAAAAAUAUAAGUCUAUACAUACCAUUUCUAGCAGUAUCUGUGAUGAUUGCUUAUUUCACAUUUCCUUUGCCAUCAGUUUUUUAUGACAUUUUUCUGCAUUUUCAUUUGGGGGCAGUUUAGCUAGAUGUUUUUUGCAUUAGAUUAUCAGCUAGAAAUACCUGUAUGAGAUGUAAUGGAAGUUUGUCCCCAAAUUAAUGUCAAGGUAAGUUGCACAUGGUAAAGCGGUUCUCCUUCAUACUUACCAUACCAUGUCUCGGUAUCUUGGUUUUCAUUGUCAAGUAACUGAACCUUUUUUUUUUACUUCUGCUGAUACACUCAUACACCAAGACUCUUACAUUGGCUUUUCAUUUCUGUACAGGAUUCUUUUUCGAGUAGGGUGAGAAGAUGUGGACCAUUGGUGGAUAUGCCAUGUCUUUGACUAUUCAGAAAUGCAACGCUGAAAGCACAUAUGCUACCACAACGUUUUCGUCCCUUUCAUUUUUUUGGGUAUUAUGGCAGUUCUACCCUGAGAGGAAGAGGGGUAGAAUCGGCAAUAUACACGUUAUGACCUAGGCCAUGUAGCUAGACUUGGUAUUAUCGUAUCCUGCAAUUUUUGUUGCACUUCUGGUUCAUGCUGGAUUUAGUGACCUGGUUAUUGUGUCUACUGUGCCAAGAGGUGUUCCAUCGGUUGGAUGCCACUGAUCUACUGUUCGAUUUUCUGCCUUUUGCCUACGCAUAUAUAUGUCCCAGCCGCCAAUUUAUAGGAGCCGCUGCUUUUAUAUACCCAAGUGGUGAUCUGAAGCAGCUAUAUAUGACACGGCACCAGUGCUUGUGGGGAAUUGGAGAGGCUAACAAGUUGUUUGCCCGUCAGGACUUGUUUGGAUCAAGUUAUGCAAAGAUUGCAAGAAGUUUAUAAUCUUUAUUACUCAUACAAGUAACGUCCUUAGCCAGGAUUCGAUAUUUAGCCAUAUAUAUGUGACUUAUCUGCUCCUUUGCAUCAAACCGUUCGGAUGGCAGAUUUUCAGAAUCUGGGUAUUACGGGUUCCCUUUUAGUUUGUGAGUCCUUGUGUGCAUCCUUUUAGUGUACGCUCAUAAGGAGUAGCAACCAAAUCAAGAAGAAAAAAACAAGCAUACCGUGAAUGAGGAACUUCUCACUUCCAAUCUAGUAGGAGGCUUAUCAUAAAGGGAUUUUAUUCAUUCUUUGAGACAAAAUCAAGUUUUGGGAUGUCAAAGUUGUUUCUUUGCUUCUAAGAAUAUAGAUUCGUCUCCAACCCAGCUCAUGACCAAAGGGCUGGUAAACGUGUUUUUGUAAUCACGAAAAUCAUAAUUUGAAGUCUCGAAAACCAUGCCUUGAGCAAUCCCUACCUUCAAAAAAUGUAAUUAUGACUUGUUCUAAAAAGGAAUAAUUCUAUGUGACAAGCUCAUCAAUACAAGUCGCAUAAACUUGUGUUGCAGAAGUACGUUUUGUGAUUUUCGCACAAGGCCGCACAUUUUUUAUGAAAACAUACGAAGUUAAGCUUGCACCUACUACCUAGAUUACCUUUCCAUUAUUUUUUAACAGUUUUGCUAAAGUACAUCUAGAUGUGACAUAAGUAUUGCAAAACUCAGACAAUUGAUCAUAUGGGUAUUUUUUUUCCUUAUUAUGUUUGAUCGGGUCACUUAGAUGUGCAAUAAUUAGGGCACACCCAUUUUUUAAACAUAGAAAUGUGAUCUUUUGCUCAGACAAUUGAUCAUAUGGAACCCUUGUUGCACAAGAUCAACCGGCGAGCGCCUUGUGAUUGUUGGUUCAGAUCGUCCUCCUUUGUGCUGGCGACCAAUUCUGAAACCCCCAUACCCACAUCUACACGUGCAACAAUUUUGAAAUGUUUGGGAUUGGAAACCUCAUGAUCAAGAGGAAACUCGGUCAGACACCCAAGGAGUUUCCUCGCUCACUCGCCGUCCGUCUGUCCAUCCCCACCCGCUUCCCUCGGUAGCUCACCGGCACGGGCACCAGCACCGGCCAUCAAUGGAGGCCCAAAUAUCUUGCUGCGAUCAAUCAACGCAUCUACAGGGAAAAAAAAUCUACAGGGAGAAUAUAAUCCAGCCCCUCGAUCGGCACAUAUGCUCGAAAAAUCAAAAAGCGCGCAACAGGAUACGAUGCCCCAACCCCUCCGCAUCAUAUCAUCCAGACAAAUAAUGCCCGUGGUACCUAUCCAUCGCCCGCACCGUCCACACCUUGGACGGCGCGCAUCAUCUACAUCUCGCCUAGGCAACACGUAUAAAUAAAACAAAACGAAAAAGGCGAGCUUCUCCAACAGUUUUUAAGCCAUUCUAGAGCAGAUCUCUCUUGCUGGCACUGGGACCUGGCGGCCACACGGCAAGCUUUUAAGCUAAGAUUAGCAAGAUACUCCAUGAUUACCACCAUGGGUCUAAUAAGCUAUGAUAAUGAUUAUCUUCUCCUAUCUUUUGGCGUGGCGCGCUGGUGAUGGAGGACAGCACAAGCAGCUAGAGCAUGUGCAGCAGGGGUCGUUCUCUUUCUCUCUCCCAUGCGCGCGAACGUACGGUCGAGGGCCGCUGGCGCGCCAUCUGGACGACGGCCAAAGCAAGCACAGGAUUCGGAUAGACAAGGCAGGCGGAGGACACUGACACAGGCAUGCGACACAGUGCCCUCCGGCAGACUAGCGGCAUUGACCGGCCAGUAAAAACUGGAGCACGAGAGCGCGCACCAGAUCGGAUUGACACCUGACGGCGACCCUUCGGCGCAUGCCUCUGCGGGGCCGACACACAGGUCACGGGCCGUCUCGUUGCGCUAAAAAUAGCCUACGUCCAUAUACACCACACAUAAAUCAAUAAAAUUAUACCAGUAGCACUCCUGAGAAAACAUACAGCUAGUACACAGCUACCGGAUUAAACACUCUGCAGCCGGCCAGACGGCCAGUGUGCUCUGCCUUUCCUUCCAUCCCAUCGGCCAACUGUGCUGCGCAUGAACGUUCUAUCCUAUCCUCAUCUACACGCCCCACCAAGACGCAACACUAAUGCUAUGCCGUCCCAGACUAUAAUUCAAGUGAUUAAGCACAAAAGGCACAGGUGGGGAUUGAAAUUCAGUGUCUAACAGCAGAAAAACUCAGGGUUACAGACCUAUCACAACAGCAAUCCAGAAAUAAAUCCCAGAAAACAAAGAUGUAAAACAACUUCUGUAUUGUGCUGGAGAUGUAUAUGGACCAGCACGGGCCAAAAAAAUCAUGAGCAGAGCCAGACACAGUACAAGCUUAAAGACAACGCAACCACUAGACACUGACAGGAAAGUGGAUCCAAAAACAGCACCAGACAGGGCAUGACACCCCAUGGUUGGGGAACUGACACCAUUGCUUACCCCAGAUUGACGCUUUCCCCGGAUUAAAAGGGUAGAUCGCAAAUCCAGUAAAAACUUUACCCUCCACUACGCAGCCCAGACAAAACCUCACUUUCCCCACGCAAAAACCUCAGCAGAUGAAAGUACCAGCACUAGUUAAUCGCCUUCCAAACUCUACUUUAACAUAAUCAUAAUCAAUUAACAAACAGGAUGUCAGACAGAGGUAAUAGUUCUACCACUAGAGCAGAGAUCUGACCUGACAAGAGAGAAUUCAUUCAUUCACUCAUGGAGGAUGAUAAUAACGACCGGCAUCUUUUACUUCAUCGAUGAAACCAAAAAACAGAGAUGUGUUGCAAUCUCCUCAUCAUCACCACACAAAAAUCACCAAUAAUCCAUCAUCAUCACGAC